Messenger RNA from Scaptodrosophila lebanonensis, 2158 nucleotides. RefSeq names its product nucleolar GTP-binding protein 1 (gene Non1). Gene Ontology annotation, molecular function: GTPase activity; RNA binding; GTP binding. Lineage: Eukaryota; Metazoa; Arthropoda; Insecta; Diptera; Drosophilidae. The coding region runs from base 77 to 2035 and encodes 652 amino acids. The record is from RefSeq and is a predicted model, not a curated record. The transcript has 3 exons. Gene Ontology annotation, cellular component: nucleolus. Gene Ontology annotation, biological process: ribosomal large subunit biogenesis.
UUAUCUUGCACCGCGUGGUGCUGCAAUUAACUUUUUCCUUGAUUUUGCGUGGAAAAAAGUUAAAAAAUCUACAAAAAUGAGUUUGUACAACUUCAAGAAAAUAAUGGUGGUCCCGCCAGCUAAGGACUUCAUCGACAUUAUGCUGUCCAAGACCCAGCGUAAGACUCCCACCGUCGUGCACAAGAACUACAAAAUAUCGCGUAUUCGUGCCUUCUACACGCGAAAGGUGAAGUAUACACAACAGAAUUUCCACGACCGACUGUCGCAGAUCAUACAGGAUUUCCCCAAGCUAGAUGAUGUCCACCCGUUUUAUGCAGAUCUGAUGAAUGUGCUGUACGAUAAAGACCAUUACAAAUUGGCAUUGGGCCAGUUAAACACAGCCAGACAUCUGAUAGAUAAUGUGGCCAAGGACUACGUGCGCCUGUUGAAGUACGGUGAUUCGUUAUAUCGCUGCAAACAGCUAAAAAAGGCCGCCUUGGGUCGCAUGGCUACUAUUAUGAAGCGUCAGGCUUCUAACUUGACAUAUCUAGAGCAAGUACGUCAGCAUUUGUCACGUCUACCAACAAUCGAUCCAUACUCGCGUACUAUUAUUAUCUGCGGGUUCCCAAACGUGGGCAAGUCUUCGUUCAUUAACAAAAUCACACGCGCCGAUGUCGAGGUGCAGCCCUAUGCCUUCACAACCAAGUCCUUGUACGUGGGUCACACAGACUACAAAUAUUUGCGCUGGCAGGUCAUCGACACGCCCGGCAUACUUGACCACCCGCUGGAGGAACGCAAUGUCAUUGAAAUGCAGGCUAUCACUGCCUUGGCUCAUUUACGCGCUUGCGUGUUGUACUUCAUGGAUAUUUCGGAGCAGUGUGGCCACUCGCUGGAGGAGCAGGUGAAGCUCUUUGAGAGCAUAAAGCCACUGUUCACAAAUAAACCACUUAUAUUGGCUAUAAACAAAAUUGAUAUCCUGUCACUGGAGGAUUUGGCCCCCGAGCGGCAAGCCAUAAUCACAAAAUUGCAGGAGGAUAAACAAGUGCCUGUCUUGUUUAUGUCCACAGUGGAGGAGACCGGUGUCAUGGACGUGAAAAUAGAGGCAUGCGAGCGUUUGCUCUCGUAUCGUGUGGAUCAGAAAAUGCGCACCAAAAAGGUAGACAACAUCCUGAACCGUCUGCAUGUAGCAAUGCCGGCGCCCCGAGAUGACAAAGAGCGUACACCAUUCAUUCCGCCUCAAGCUUUGGCGCGUUUGGAAGAAAACGCGGCCAAGGCUGAACGGAAGCGUAAGCUUGAGAAAGAAAUAGAGGAAGAGAUGGGUGACGAUUACACGCUUGACCUGAAGAAAAAUUACGCAGAAAUACCAGAGGAAGAGCGCUACGAUGUGAUACCAGAAUUCUGGGAAGGCCGCAACAUUGCAGACUACAUUGAUCCAGACAUAUUUGACAAACUUGAGGAGCUUGAGCGCGAGGAAGGCUUGCGAGAGGCAAGUGGUGUCUACGAAGUGCCCGAUAUGACCAUGGAUGAAACUCUUAAGGAGAUUCGCGAAAUGGCAAAAUUGAUACGAGGAAAACGCUUCGAUCUGCGCGACGAGAAGCGUCUCUCCGCCAGAAAGAACAAGCCAGUCAUACCACGCAACAAGCAACCCAAGGUGCGUGAUCGUUCUGUCCACAAACUGGUUGAGACGAUGGAGAGCCUUGGUGUUGAUAUGUCUGGAACCGAAAAUGCCAACUUCACAAAAUCCGUAGUCGAUCUACGUCGUGGCGUUGUGGCUGUGGGAUCCAAGAAGCUUCCGAAGCUACCACUGUUGGACAAGGAAUCGUCUGCAAUUGUUAAGAAGACCGGACAGCCUCUGAAACGCCAACCAUCACGCGAUACUAUGGGCAUUAAGAAUUUGGCGAUCAGGAAGAAGGCACAUGAUAUGGCUAAGCGCGACAUUGCCAAGAAGGUGACAAAGAUGGGUCUGAAAGGCGAGGCGGAUCGCUUCAUCGGCACCAAAAUGCCCAGACAUUUGUUUUCCGGAAAGCGUGGCACAGGCAAGACGGAUCGUCGUUAAGAACUUUUAUGACUAUUAUUUAGCGCUUAGCUUUAACUGCAAUGCUAACAAACUCUGCUGUAGAAUUUUGAAUCGAUUACCAACAAAUACAAAAAUGUAUUUUUCCAGAAGAUGUACAAGAAA